Daphnia magna is the source of this 672-nucleotide messenger RNA. RefSeq names its product syndetin-like. Gene Ontology annotation, biological process: endocytic recycling; retrograde transport, endosome to Golgi. The record is from RefSeq and is a predicted model, not a curated record. Bases 1 to 606 code for a protein of 201 amino acids. The transcript has 4 exons. Gene Ontology annotation, molecular function: SNARE binding. NCBI's taxonomy places the organism in Eukaryota, Metazoa, Arthropoda, Branchiopoda, Diplostraca, Daphniidae. Gene Ontology annotation, cellular component: EARP complex.
AUGUCACUGUCUAAUUAUGCCAGUGGACUUAAAAUUGAGGCCAAAACACGUUAUUUGGAAAAGUUACAAAUGUUUAACAGUGAUUGUCCAUAUUUUAUUCCUAACUCUCUGUGGAAACACGGUUUAGACUGUUGUCCAAUUGUUCCAAAAAUUGCUCCCUCAGAUAUCUUCAUAUAUCUUGUUCUCAGUGACUACGACUUGAGUGUCCUUCGUGUCUGUUACCCUCAGAUUCUGCCUCCUGAAAUUUACAACAUUUUAUGGGAUAAAAUUCUUCGUGCCUGUUACCAUACACUACUUGACGGAUUUUCCGCUGUAAGAAAAUGCACGAACGAAGGUCGUGCACUAAUGCAGUUAGACUUCAGGCAUUUUCAAGUCAAAGUGGAAAGCUUGACACGUCUAAGACCUCUUCCUGACCCACAUAUUGUCGAAACAUACAUAAAGGCAUAUUAUUUACCUGAAAAUUCUUUGGAAAAAUGGAUUCAAGAACAAACGGAAUAUACUCCUAGGCAGAUGAUGAAUCUUCUUCAAUGCGUAAGUCAAGGCAGUAAAAAGAUUCGGCUGAACUUAACUUCCUUCAUGGAAGAUUUAGAUUUGAAUCGUCGAUAAAGCUCUUUGUUAUGAUUCAAGUGAUGAAAUUUUUGUAAAUUGAGAAAUAUACAUGACAUUCCAUUA